AUGGCGGACGAGGCUAAGCUGGGGGCAAGGUUGUCGGACGCGACGUUGCAGCCGUACCCGCACGUUCCCAAGAGCGACCGCAGCGACCCGGUCGCAUGGGCAAACUCCAGGGAGCAGUUUAUGCGGGAACACCUGAUCGCGAAAGAGCGCGUCAAGCUGCUGCGGCAGGAGGUUAUCGCCUGCUACCGCAAGGAAGGGGUGAACCACUACGUCAACUGCAAGCACCUUACCACCAAGUACCUAGAAAUCAUCCAAGAUAAGACCUUCGGGAGACUGAAGCCGCCCGGAGCCGGGGCGGACGGUGACGAGGAGUAGCUCGCGUUGGGGGAAGGAGAGGCGGAGCUUUUGCCCAUUUUUUGUAUGGAUCAAAGGAUAGGAGACCUGACGGCGGGAGGUGCGGCGGGGAGCGGGAGCGUCGACCGGCGUGCGUCGCUGUUCGACCUUGGCAAGGGGUGACCGGUAGCUCGGUAGUCGUCUGGGGCAUUGUGUGCUUGGCUGUACGAUGGAGCUCGAGUUUUUGUCGUGAAUUUACUUGUACAGCACACGUAGCAUGCCUCCGACGAACUGGUCGUUCACCUUUGGGACAAGGCAAGGAUGCUGCUUUGUUGUUUCGACGGUUGGCGUUACGGUAGAGCUAUCGUUUACCCCUAGGGCGCAAGGAUGUACGUUCAUGUUUGUAUGCAGGCUCUCUCAAACGGUGGUAGCUGACUCAAAAGAAUCAUCUCGUCCUGAGUUUUGGGCCUUCCCCUAAUCGUUGGCUCUCCUGUAUGCGGGACUAUUCACCGUUAGGAGGUCGCCCGCUUGCGUUCGUCGCAGGAUGUGUAGACUACAAAUGAUGAGGGAGGAAAAGAGCGCACUUUCGAACGAAAAGCAUCUGUCCGUGUCGCAUUGGAUGGAUCUCUUCUAUUGUGCACAGCUUGUGCGUAGACUGUGCACCAAUGGCGUACACGAUUUCACUUGUACCGUCAGUUUCGAUUCAUGUCUUGGCGCUGUUUGUGAUGUGCUG
Ectocarpus siliculosus is the source of this 1006-nucleotide messenger RNA. The record is from the annotation of a GenBank genome assembly. NCBI's taxonomy places the organism in Eukaryota, Phaeophyceae, Ectocarpales, Ectocarpaceae.